AUGCCUCCGAGGUUGAGCAUCGACUUCAGCUCGACUCCGGUCGUGGUCUCAGGGGUUGAAUAUGGCUCAAGCCUGGAAGAUGACGUGGUUGGGGACACAUCAGGAUACUACCAGAGGAUGUUGGUGGUUCUCCUUCAGGCGAAUCGAGACCCUGAUGCUAGAAUUGAUGAAGCACAAGUUGAACAAGAUGCUCAGGCUUUGUUUCAAGCUGGAGAACUGAAAUGGGGGACAGAUGAAGAAAAGUUUAUCACCAUCUUUGGAACACGAAGUGUGUCUCAUUUGAGAAGGGUGUUUGAUAAAUACAUGACUAUAUCAGGAUUUCAAAUUGAGGAAACCAUUGACCGAGAGACUUCUGGUAAUUUGGAGCAACUACUCCUUGCUGUUGUGAAAUCGAUCCGAAGCAUACCUGCCUAUCUUGCAGAAACCCUCUAUUAUGCUAUGAAGGGAGCCGGGACAGAUGAUCACACCCUCAUCAGAGUCAUGGUGUCCAGGAGCGAGAUUGAUUUGUUUAACAUUAGGAAGGAGUUCAGGAAGAAUUUUGCCACCUCUCUUUAUUCCAUGAUUAAGGGUGAUACGUCUGGGGACUAUAAGAAAGCCCUCUUGCUGUUGUGUGGAGGAGAGGAUGACUGAGGUGCCAGCCGGAGAGAGACCCCUGCGCCUUGCCUCCCACUGCCACCACGGCCUUCCUUCACAUCUCGCUGCACUUUCUGUAUGCCAGUGCUUGACACAUUGCCUUAUUCAGACUAGCGUGCUAAUGACCAAAACAUACAUGUUGCAGAAGAAAAAUAGAGGUGCUUCUUUCUGAUGUUCAGUUAAGAUCUUUCUCUUUGUUUAUUGUAGUACUGAAAUGUACUUAUGUUACUAAGUCUAACGUCUGGAUCAUUUAUAUUUUCUUUUAAAAGAUGAGACUGCUUUUAGCCUUUUUAAAAAACUUCAUUUAUAUUAAAUUGAUAACCGUAUUUCCUUAAUCGGAACUUUAGCCUUGAAAUUAUGAACUCCUGGAAGUGUUAUUAAUCAAGUUUGCUACCAAAUUAAACCUGAAAAAUUAUAGUGGUUGCAUUCAAAAGAUUAAUGAAAAAUAAACAUUUCCUUCCUCCUGGA
Molecule: messenger RNA, 1101 nt
Organism: Suricata suricatta (meerkat)
Lineage: Eukaryota; Metazoa; Chordata; Mammalia; Carnivora; Herpestidae
Gene: ANXA5
Product: annexin A5
Exons: 8
Coding region: 1-630 (209 amino acids)
Biological process (GO): negative regulation of coagulation
Cellular component (GO): cytoplasm
Molecular function (GO): calcium-dependent phospholipid binding; calcium ion binding
Source: RefSeq, a predicted model, not a curated record